Clunio marinus is the source of this 345-nucleotide messenger RNA. The record is from the annotation of a GenBank genome assembly. Lineage: Eukaryota; Metazoa; Arthropoda; Insecta; Diptera; Chironomidae.
AUGGCAAACAAUCCAAUCGUUAUAUGUACGCUUAGUGUAUGUUUCAGGGAUUUAAAUUCGAGUAAGCACAUAAUCUGUGAUCAUAGUUUUGCUCAUGGUUUUAUUAUAAGCCUUCUGAACAUUCCAAAAAAAAAGAAAAAUCCCCAUUGUGAAAGUGAAAAUCAUUGCUUGCGAAAACUUGAAACUGCUAAGCUUAUAAAAUAUUUACUGAAAACAACACGACAAACUUUAUUCCUAAAAUGGUUGCUGAAGUGCUUUGGCCUUCAAUCUUCAUCAGUAAUGAAUUGGAUGGGAGGUUGGAAGGCUCACGGGCAGAAAGCAGUAAAGAUCAAUGAGAUGACUUAA